Molecule: messenger RNA, 1547 nt
Organism: Trachemys scripta elegans
Lineage: Eukaryota; Metazoa; Chordata; Testudines; Emydidae
Gene: PTHLH
Product: parathyroid hormone like hormone
Exons: 4
Coding region: 535-1068 (177 amino acids)
Biological process (GO): adenylate cyclase-activating G protein-coupled receptor signaling pathway; regulation of chondrocyte differentiation; osteoblast development
Cellular component (GO): extracellular region
Molecular function (GO): peptide hormone receptor binding; hormone activity
Source: RefSeq, a predicted model, not a curated record
AAGGUGCUGAGUGCGUGCCUGCCUAUGCCUUGCUAAAGACCAAGCCUUCUUGGCACUUCUCCCUUCUUUGAGCAUUAACAAAACUUUAGGAGCCCUAGGAUUUAAGUCAUGUAUUUCCAGCCCUAUUGAAGCAGGGAUGAUUACUCAGUAAAUGGGAAGGUAGGCUAUGAUGUCACGAGUUAUUCUUUUCAAGUACGGGAAAAGGGUCUCUCUCUAUAUAUAUUAAGAGGAGAAGCUCCUGUUCCUUGAUAAUAACAAGAGCAACAAGGGAAGGAAGCACCUGCUUUUAAAAUCCUUCGUUUUACUUUAGUAUGUUAGGUGCAGAAUAAAAGCUCCUAGGGCGGGAUUUUUUUUUAAGUCAGUUGCAUUUUUGAUUUAUUUCACUUUUUUUUAAAAAAAGAUAGAAACUAGUUGUGGAAGCAAUUGCUAAGAAGAUCAACCUCUUUUUGGCCAGGGUGAUCUCUGAAAGGCACAGAAGACUGUAACUCAAGGAAAAGGUGAAGUAAUAAAUUGUUCCAAGACCGAGAGGAUACAAUGGUCACUAAACUGUUCCAGCAUUGGAGUUUCGCAGUCUUCCUGCUGAGUUAUUCUGUCCCCUGUUAUGGGAGAUCACUAGAGGGGACCAGCCGCAGACUCAAAAGAGCUGUAUCAGAGCAUCAGCUACUGCAUGACAAAGGGAAGUCUAUCCAAGAUCUACGAAGGAGGAUCUUCCUUCAAAAUCUCAUUGAAGGUGUUAACACAGCAGAGAUCCGGGCUACUUCAGAAGUUUCUCCAAACCCUAAGCCUCCGACUAACACAAAGAACUACCCUGUCCGAUGUGGCAGUGAAGAUGAGGGUAAAUACCUAACUCAGGAGACAAACAAAGCUCAGACAUACAAAGAGCAGCCCCUGAAGACAUCGGGAAAGAAGAAGAAACCAAAGCCUGGAAAACGCAAGGAACAAGAAAAGAAAAAGAGGCGAACCCGCUCAGCAUGGCCAAAUUCUAGAGGGUCUGGUAAUGGAAAUGAAGGGGUCCCCCUCUUGGACAUCUCUGGUACUACACAUGAUCACAAUUUAAGGAGGCGUUGAAUUUUCAGUUGAGAUCUUUGGAAAACAUAUUGCAGUAUUCUGUAAUAGUGAACACAUGGAAAGUAUUAGAAAUAUUUAUUAUCUGUAAAUAUUGUAAAUGCAUUGAAAUAAAGCCGCCUCCCCCAUUGCUCUCUGAAACUGCACAUUUGGCUAUUGUGAAUUUUUUUUUUUUUUUUUUUUUGGCUAAGGCUAAGUCAAUUAUUAUUGUCACAUUUACCAUAAUUUAUUUUGUUGAAUGGUGUAUUUAUUUUGUUAAAGUAUCUUGGUGCUGCUGACUUUUCUAUACAUAUAUAUAUUUUGUAACAUAAUGCACUUUAGAUAUACAUAUCAAGUACAUUAAUAACUGACAUAAUAAGAAAGUGUUCCUCUUUUGUGGUUGAUUUUAAAUGGAUGCCUAUGAACAAUUGUUCAACUGAUUUUCCUCUGUGCAUGUAAAAUAGCAAUAUUUUAAAAUUUGUAAAGAAUGUUUAAUAAAAUAU